Messenger RNA from Clupea harengus (Atlantic herring), 1179 nucleotides. RefSeq names its product methyltransferase 1, tRNA methylguanosine (gene mettl1). Gene Ontology annotation, cellular component: tRNA methyltransferase complex. Gene Ontology annotation, molecular function: tRNA (guanine(46)-N7)-methyltransferase activity. NCBI's taxonomy places the organism in Eukaryota, Metazoa, Chordata, Actinopteri, Clupeiformes, Clupeidae. The record is from RefSeq and is a predicted model, not a curated record. Gene Ontology annotation, biological process: RNA (guanine-N7)-methylation; tRNA methylation.
GUGUGCGUCUCAUAACAGUCAACGUGCACUGAACUGGAGACGUGAGCUUAUUGUUUUGGUGUUUAUUUUAUUCUGUAUUACAUUUUUAUUCGAAAUUGAUCGCGCCAUAUACAAACAAGAUGAGCGUGACGAUGCCACAGAAACGUUAUUACCGCCAAAGGGCUCAUUCAAAUCCAAUGGCAGACCAUACAUUCGUGUAUCCAGUGUGUCCAGAGGAAAUGGACUGGUCAGAGGUCUACCCAGAGAUGUGCAGCCCACCUGAUGAAUGUCAUGACGACGAACCAGUGCAGCGGAAGGCAAAAGUAGAGUUUGCUGACAUUGGCUGCGGAUACGGAGGGCUACUUGUUGAGUUAUCGCCUCUCUUCCCUGAUACGGUGAUAUUGGGUCUGGAGAUCCGUGUGAAGGUGUCAGAUUAUGUCAAGGACCGCAUUAAAUCCCUCCGUGCUGCAGAGCCCGGCCGCUACCAGAACAUCGCUUGUCUCCGUAGCAAUGCCAUGAAGUACCUGCCCAACUUUUUCAACAAAGGUCAGCUCAGCAAGCUGUUCUUCCUCUUCCCCGACCCUCACUUCAAGAGAACCAAACACAAGUGGCGGAUCAUCAGUCCCACGCUGCUGGCUGAGUACGCCUACACUCUCCGCAUUGGGGGUUUGGUGUACACCAACACAGAUGUUGAAGAGGUGCAUCUAUGGAUGGUGAAGCACUUCACAGAACACCCUCUGUUCACACGAGUCCCCGAGGAAGAGCUGGUUGAUGACGUCAUCGUCGCUCGCCUGGGCACAUGCACGGAAGAGGGGAAAAAAGUACAGCGCAACGGAGGAAAGAACUUUCUUGCAGUGUUCCGUCGAGUGGAUGAUCAGUGUUAAAAAUGAAACAUUCCACAGCCUGACAUCCCCUCUCUGAUCCAGAGUGAACAUUUUCAACAGCAAAUGGACCAUCACCUGCCCGCCACACUGGUCAGCAGGUUACAGGUGUAUGACUGAAACGUUGGUGUCCCACUUUUGGCAUUACAGAGGAGACCACCAACCUGAUAAGCAGCUCGUUAGCUGCCGAUCUCCGCUGGAAGAAUGUGAGACUUUUUUUCUGUUUCAAAUAUCUAAGGAGACUUAUUUGCUGGGUUUUUAUUUGCUGUUUCAAUAAAAGUUCUGUUCUGCAGGCAAAGAAUCUGCUUUUAGACAAAAA